AUGCCCAAAAAGAACAAGACCAAGACCAAGGGCAAGACCAAGGCCAUCCGACGCAUCCUUUCCGACGACGAGGGGAUGGAUGUGGACGACACACCACCCCGAGUCCCUGGCACCUCGCCGUUGGAGCAGCUUCCUCGUCAUAUUCACUUUGCAUCCCCAACCAAGUCCCUUCCUGCCACGUCCAAGACCAUCUUUGAAGCCUUCCGCCCUGACAACCUACCUGUCGCUGAAACGGGUGCAUGGGUGGCGCACCUCGUCACCAAGUUUAUCACGGACAAGCUGUGCGAGUCAAAGCCGGACCGCACUGUCUUCAUUCUCGACCUGCACUUUGCCCGGAACGUCCACACCAUCCGCCAUGCGCUCUCAAUUCUCCAUAAGAAGCCAGGCAACCGCUUCUAUACAAUCACCAACGGCCCGUGUGAUCCCAGCCCAUACCUCAUGAUCGCCCAAAAGACACUCCCCGUGGACUUUGUCCACACCCUCUACCACACCUUCCCUCCCAACCCACAAGCCAUGACCGCCACUGUCCGUAAGCUAGCUGGCAAGUACACCAGAGACGAACCACUCGUCAAGGCGCUCCUCGACUGCGGUGCCGAUCCGCGUGUCCACAAGUCGUUGCACCCUGGGCGCACUGAUCCGUUCAUCGCGUGGUUCAAACAACAGUACAACUGGGAUCCCAAGAACCUCCUUUCCACCGAGUGCACAUGUGGCUGGCGGGCACAGCCCAACAUGGUCAAGUCUCCCAUUCGCAACGGAGUCAUGAAGUAUCUCCUCGGCAGCACGCCGUCUUUCACUCUUGAACGUUUCAUCCCCGAGGCCAAGAUUACCAAGAUCAUGAGCCAGACUGAAGUCGAAUCGACCAUUCUCAACGUCCAUAUGCUCCCCAAGACCGCCACCGUUCACCAUGUUCCGACUCGCGAGGGCGAAGCGUACUUUGACACAUUUGAUCGUCUUUCCAAGCUCAUUGAUGCCGAGUCCACGAAGGAGCCCGACUUCCCUGCGGACAAGCCCACUGCCACCGCCGAGGAGGUCAAGGUCUACCCUACCAAGGUGACACCGUUUGUCGCAUAUAAAACCCACGUCACCAAAACCAGGAUAUCAGAAUCUCAGGUUGACCUUCACUUCCGAGCUGGUAGCAGUGAUGAAGAAUGUGGCUUGCAUCCUGCUCUUGACGGUCAGUACCGUCCCUCCCGCGGCGUUGGUGGCUGUGAACAGCUCGGACCUGAGGGACGUCUUGUUGUGAUGUGGCAAAGCGUUCGGCCCGUCUUGGUCUCCGUAAUGGCUAAGCCUGGCCACGCUUUACGCUUUGCUGCGGCCCCAGCAUACUGGAGAAUCUCGACUCCCGACGAGUCCGUGGAACUGUAG
Molecule: messenger RNA, 1365 nt
Organism: Apiotrichum porosum
Lineage: Eukaryota; Fungi; Basidiomycota; Tremellomycetes; Trichosporonales; Trichosporonaceae
Exons: 6
Coding region: 1-1365 (454 amino acids)
Source: RefSeq, a predicted model, not a curated record